Molecule: messenger RNA, 3481 nt
Organism: Alnus glutinosa
Lineage: Eukaryota; Viridiplantae; Streptophyta; Magnoliopsida; Fagales; Betulaceae
Product: G patch domain-containing protein TGH
Exons: 16
Coding region: 184-3165 (993 amino acids)
Biological process (GO): mRNA processing
Cellular component (GO): nucleus
Molecular function (GO): RNA binding
Source: RefSeq, a predicted model, not a curated record
CGCAUCAGUUAUCCUCGCUCUUUCUUUCUCUACACUCUUCCAUCACAAGGCUUUCUUUGUUCUGCAACCAUAUUUUCCAAACCCUAGUUCUUAGGAUGUAAUCAAUCACAGAAAUUUCUCAUUUACUCUAAUUUAUUUUCGAAAUCAGAGCUGUGAUUUCGUUUCUGAUAAUUUGAGGGAAAAAUGGAUUCGGACGAAGAGGAUUACGUGUUCUACGGAACGCCGAUAGAGCGUGAGGAAGAGUUUACUAGCCGUAAGAAGAAGGCCGUGGCUGAGGCCUCCGGUAACCUCCGAAGCCUCCCCGUCUGGAAGCAAGAGGUUACAGAUGAAGAAGGGCGAAGAAGAUUUCAUGGAGCAUUUACAGGAGGUUUUUCUUCUGGUUAUUACAAUACUGCGGGAUCAAAAGAGGGGUGGGCUCCACAAUCAUUUAUAUCAUCUCGAAAGAAUAGAGCUGAAGUCAAGCAGCAGAGCAUUUUGAACUUUCUGGAUGAAGAUGAGAAAUCUGAAUUUGAAGGUCAAUCACUGGGGACAUCUUUGCAGUUUGAUACGUUUGGAUUUACAGCUGCAGAACUCGCUCACAAACAAGCUGAGAAGGAACAACAACAAAGGCCAUCAGCUAUUCCUGGACCUGUUCCUGAUGAAAUAGUUCUUCCAGCCACAGAGUCUAUUGGUGUAAAAUUACUGCUGAAGAUGGGAUGGCGACAUGGUCAUGCAAUUAAGGAAUCCCGUGCAAAUUCACUAUAUGAUGCUCAUAGAGAAGCUCGUAAAGCUUUCUUGGCAUUCUCUUCUGAUGAUGCUAAAGCACAGCUUGCUGACUCUGAGCCUGUUCAGGGCGACCUUGAAAUUUUUACUGAGCAGCAUGCUAAUGAUGAUGUCCAGUCCUAUCAAAACACACCUGUUUAUGUGCUCAAUCCAAAGCAGGACUUGCAUGGUUUAGGUUUCGAUCCUUACAAGCAUGCUCCUGAGUUUAGGGAAAAGAAAAGAUCACGCACGUCUGGGAAGUGGGAGCCUGGAAAUAGAAAAGGCUACUCAUUGAAAGAUAAUCUUUUUGGUUUCAAUUCAGGAAAUGUUGCUCCUGGUUUUGGCAUUGGGGCACUUGAAGAACUUGAUGCUGAAGAUGAGGAUGUCUAUGCCUCUGGGUUUGACGUCGAGGAUACUUAUAUUCAAGAAGUUGAAGAGCCAUCAAGAUUGAUAACAGAUAGUAAACGAAAGUUGGUGGCGAAGGAACUUGGAGUUCUGCCUGGCUUUAGAGUUGCAUCAAAUUCUGACUACCAGUUAGAACGGUUUGAUGCUCCUGUAGUUCCAAAAGAUUUUGUACCCCAGCACAAAUUUCCGGGUCCUCUUGAGACAAACUACAAGCUUACUGGUGAUCCUCCACCAGAGGUCCCUCCUCCAGAGGAUAAUAAUCUGAAACUCUUAAUUGAAGGGGUUGCAACUUUAGUAGCUCGAUGCGGUAAAUUAUUUGAGGAUCUUUCUAGAGAGAAGAAUCAGUCGAAUCCGUUAUUUAGUUUUCUGACUGGGGGAAAUGGCCAUGAUCAUUAUACAAGGAAGCUGUGGGAGGAGCGACAAAAGUGUUCCAACCAAAGAAAGCAGCAAGUUGAUGGGAAGUUGUCUUCAAGUAUGCAGAAGAUGACGGCAGAGAGCCGUGGUAAAAUCUUAGGGGAAAAGCCUUUGGAAAGAAGCACUAAAGAUUCGAGUUCAUCUGUUGCUUCUUCAGAAGUCAUUCAUCUCCAAUUCAGUCUUUCAGAUACAUUUACUAAACCUGCAUCAUUCGGUGGGGUGCCUGAAGUUGCAAAGCCUUUCGAUGAUGAUCCUGCAAAGCAAGAAAGAUUUGAGCAGUUUCUCAAGGCAAAGUAUCAUGGAGGGCUACGCACAACAGAUUCUAGUGGAGCUAGUAAUAUGUCUGAAGCAGCACGUGCUCGUGAGAGAUUAGACUUUGAGGCUGCAGCUGAAGCAAUACAGAAAGGACAAUGGGGCAAAGACAGCAAGCUCUCUACACAGCAUUUUAUGGAGUUUUCAGCAACUGGAGGGAUGCAGUUCACUUCUGGUGGAGUAGAGCAAGUUAAAGAUACUGAAGCUGAAGAUCUGAUAACAAAGAAAAUGUUCCCAAAACGCGAAGAAUACCAAUGGCGUCCUUCACCUCUCUUAUGCAAGCGCUUUGAUCUCAUUGAUCCUUACAUGGGGAAGCCACCUCCAGCUCCAAGGAUGAGGAGCAAGAUGGAUAGUCUUAUUUUUACGUCAGAUUCUGCCAAAGCAACAAAAGUGGAAGAGACUGUCGCUGCAAAUAGAGACUCAUUCCCUACACCUCAGUCUGAUGCUCAAGGAAUAAGCCAAGACAUAGCUAAUAAGGAAGAAAUUGAAGCUGAGGUAGAAGUUGAAAAUGUUGAGAGGCCAGUUGACUUGUACAAGGCUAUUUUCUCUGAUGAUUCAGAUAAUGAAGGGGAAACCACCGGUCUCAACAAAGUUGAGGAUCCAGAAAAGAAAAUUGAAGCAGCUACUACAACAUUAAACCGUUUAAUUGCGGGUGACUUUUUGGAAUCCUUGGGCAAAGAACUAGGCCUAGCGGUUCCCUCUGAUCUGCCAUCUUCAACAAGUAAGGCCAGGGUCCCUGUAGGAGAUGCCAAUAUUCUUCCGGUUAAAAAUAAGCCAUGUUCCACCCCUAUUAGUGGGACUUGUGUAAAUGUUGAUGUUCCUCAUGACCUGGAGAUAGCUCAAGAUGGCAGGUCAAAGAAAAAUGAACCCAUUCAUGGUAACUCAGACAGAAGUUUUAGCAUACGUAUGGAGACUGGUUCAUCUGGGAAGAAAUUUGAUGAAGUUAAUCCAGAAAAGGUGGUCCAAGAGGAUAAGAAAGCAAAAACACACUCGAGCCGUCACCAAAAUCGAAAGAAGAGUUCAUCAUCAGAAGAUGAGAGGAAUAGAAAGUGGUCUAGGCGAGAUCGACACAGGAGUGAUUCAGAUGGUGAUUCAUCUAGUGACCAUCGAGAUAGAUAUCGUAGUAGAUCAAAAGGAAGAAAGAAAGGAUCCUCUCGAGAGAAAAGCAGUAGCAGCAAAAAACACUCAAAACAUGAUAAGCGGAGAAGCAGGGAUUCUCCGGCCAGAUCUCGAUAUGAGAGUGACAGAGAACAUGGAGAAGCCAAGAGAGAGAAGCGUAAAAAGAGGGAUUGAGAUUUACGAAUGCUUUUGAGGAAGAUGGCUAUGAGAUUCAAUUGAAUGGUUUGUUUACCUGUGAACAGAUUUACGUGGUUCCAGAGAUGAGUAAUACUGUACUCUUGUGCGUUGUGAUGCAUAGAUAUUAUAAUGAAUUUUAGCAUAGGUGGAAGGCGUCCUGUGUGUCUAUCAUUGCGAGUGAUUUCCUUAUACUCGCUCGUGUGCCCGCAGAGAGAUAUUCCUUUAAGAGCUAGUUAUAGGUUUAAGAUUCUGGAUUGGAGAUAUUUAUUUCUCUCUUCCAUAUAUAUAUAUAUGGAAAUACAAGAUUUUGCCU